UUUACCUUUAUGUUGGCAGGUGGUGUCGAGAGGGUCACCUUCCCUACAUGUCAGCUCAAUAUCUGCUAAAGCCAAACAUGAAAUUAUUUUCCCGUGACCUGUUCUUCUUGAAAGAUACCAUGAAACUACCAACUGCAAAGAACUUACUGGGUAUCGCUGGAAAUUUGAGCAUAUUCCUCAGCAUUCAAGUUGUACCUUUACCAUCCAUUGGUGAAGUCAUAGCCAGACUUGUCAAGUUGCUACAUUUACCAGAGUCAAUAAAAGAACUAGCUCAAGAAGUAUUAGAAUGUGAUGGAACAUUCCUAAAGCCAAGUGGAGUUAAUAUACCAACCAUUGAGGUGUUGGCUAUGGCAUCUAUUAUUGUGGUACUGAAGUUGAAUUGUGGCAUUGACGACAAUCAAGAAUUUCAACUUUCUCGCGCUGCAGCCAGGAUUAAUGCAGAAUUUCAGCCUCACAACAUCAUAUCACCACUUUUUUCAUGGGAUGAGUGGGAAAGGUACAUCAACCGAGUGUUGUGGUUCUGCAGUCAAGUAGAUCCUGUGUGUGCACUGCAUUGCCAGAAAUGGGAUCAGUUGUUCAGAAUGGAUUCUUCACAGAUCUCAAGAUUUUACUGGACUGAAGGAGUCUGGAGAAAUCCUCAGACUAUUAUGAAGCCAGAUAAAAUAAGGCAGUCAGUAACAUGGAAAUUACUUUACAACCAAAAUCAAUCAAUUGAUAAGAUUUUAAAUGCACCUUCUGCAUUCAAGGCAACACAACAGCCAUUUAUGAGUAUUAUUGAGCAGUUCCUUGAUCAACAUAGAGGUGAUAACAGUAUUCAAGAAAUGGUCAAGGUUGCAGAGGAUCUUACAAAACAGUCUUUCUCUGAUCACUACCUAGAUUGGACUGAUAAUAUAUGUGGUCUACAAAGGAAGUUGCAGAAGUGUAAUUCAAAUAUUAUUAUCCAGCCAGAAAAAGUUAUUAAAAAUAACAGUGAAAAUAACAGUGCAAGUAAAUGUAAAGAUCACUCAAAGAAUGCCAGAGACAUUAGUCUUGGUGAUUCAUCAUUGCUAGGGAAAAAAAGGAAAAGAUCAAGAGAAACAAAAGAUGUUGUGAUUAUUCCUCAACCUUUGAAACAUGUUUGGAAGGUAGAAUUUGCUCGAGGUACUAGUAAGUGGAAAAGCACUUUCAGUGAUUUACCCUGUAGCUUUAAGUGGCUCAUCUGUCUUGGCUGCCUAGUAUGUGAAACAACUGAGGAGGAGCUUUUCUAUAAUGUUGUAAAGCUUGACAAUAGCUGCAAAAAGGUUGAAAUUAAUAGCUGCAAAAAUGUUGAAAGAAAGAAUAGCUGCAAAAAGGUUGAAAGAACGAAUAGCUGCAAAAAGGUUGAAAGAAAGAAGAAAAAAAAAUUAGAAGACUCCCACCUCCAUAUACCAUCCAUUAAGUCUCCCUGGGAGCCUUGAUGGAUUUGCUUUUUUCUUCGUUCUUUCCUUCUUUAGUAUAUUUUAUUCAUUCAGUAUCUUGAGAAUGGUAGGAUCAUAUCACUUCAGAAUUAACCCUCUCAUUGCACAUGUCCCAUUUAUGUGACAGCAUUUAUAUAUCUGUGCACUAGGUGUGAAGUAUUUACGGGUUGGGCGCUUUAAAAAAUAUUGCGCACACUCUUACAAACAGCAGAAAGCUAAAAAUCUCUUCUGUUGGCAUCACUUGAUUUUGCUAUAUGAGUGGGAAAUAUUUUUUUGCAACUAUGGUGCCCAGUUUGAUCAAGAUUUACAUCUUGAUGCAAACUGGGCACUUUACAGGACAAAGAAAUGUAUAUUCCCUUUAUGUGUUUGCCCUUAGGACAAUUAUUUCUUUUACCUGCAUUGUAUAUAUGUGUAGGUAGACACACACACACACAAAAUACAUAUAAAUAAAUAAUAAUGGGAAAAUACUCUCACAAAUCAGAAACAAAUUUAUUAAAAAUGUGACAGUCUACCCUCAAGUCCGUGCGGUGUUACUUUAUUAAGAAAGCAUGUACUUGGGGGUAUGAAUGGCUCCCUGUCUCAGCCGCAAAAAUGCCGGCAACUUAAAAACUACCAGCAGACAUUCUUGGGUACAUCCAGGGUGUCAUCCGUGUGUGCAUCAUCCAUUAUUUUAUACUAAGUCUGUGUGUACAUGAAUAUGAUAUAUAAAUGUUGUUAAAAGCACUUGUAAUACAGUAUUACCCCUCUAUACUGAAAUUCACGGUAGGUACUGUAUACUGAACUGCUCUUUAGAUUCAAGUAUUAUUUCUCUAUACCGAACGAAUUCGUUAUACGGUAUACCAAACCCUCCAUUAAACCGCUCCUCAAAUGUCUCAAAUACAGUAUUCACAUGUAAUACUGUACUGUAAUAAUAAUAAGAAGAGUGAUUUUACCCUCUUACAUAAGAUAAAUCUUUAUUUUUACUCCAGUGUAUUGUGCUCUUUAUGCCCAGAGAAGUUUUUUAUUUUUAAUUAUUUAAAUUAUUUUAUUUCAUUUUUUUUUCUUUUUUCUCUUCUCCAAGCACCAGUAUUUAGACCAAGGAAUUGUUAUUUCUACAUCAAUUUGAUACUUUUGGCUUUAGAAUAGCUUGGUCUUUCAUACAAAGUAAAAAAUAUAUAUAAUUUUUUUUACUUCAAAUGCCAAGUAAAAAUCCAAAAAUGUCUUCCCCCACUUCCAAUUUCAAAAAUACUCACAGGCCAAAACUGAGCACUAUAAACCACUAUAAGCACAAAAUUAUGAGGUUUUCAAUGAUGCAAUUGGAUUUUUGCUACAUGUAAUACUCUUCUUGUGAAUUAUGAAAUGCUUAAAACAAAACACUAAGCAAAAUGUGACAAUUUUUCAUACAUAUGCUACAAAUAUUUUUAAAUUGUAUUGUAAUGUGGAGUAAUGCUCAGCAAACAAUGAAGGGUACCCAAGUUUUUGUGCAAUGGACUGAAUGUGUUUCAGUUCUUCAUCAAUAAAUUCAGGGUCACAAAUACGCAAACACCUCAAAAACAUAGCAGAAAAAAACUGACAUUGUGGUAGAUUCAUGGUGACUCGAUAAUAAAUGUAUGAAACUCUA
Molecule: messenger RNA, 3036 nt
Organism: Homarus americanus (American lobster)
Lineage: Eukaryota; Metazoa; Arthropoda; Malacostraca; Decapoda; Nephropidae
Exons: 5
Coding region: 48-1436 (462 amino acids)
Source: RefSeq, a predicted model, not a curated record